AUGGAAAUCUGGGGUAGGGGCAUGGCAACCUGUGAUCACCUUUCGGUGAAGGCUAAUGCGCCUUGUGACCGUGCAGCGAGGCCGGGUCAGAAGUGGCGGCGAAAGGUGGGGGAUGCAAUAUGCGUUAAUGCGAGCGUAGAAUUCGAGGAAGGGAAUUCCCUUUCGACUUUAGGUGUAAUCGAGACCUUGGCCGUUGAGACCCAGGCAAUCAAGUAUCCUGGCAUCCCUUCCUCACUGGUACGGCCGGUACGAGGAUGGGCUGGAGAUGGAAUGAACCUGAGCAUUGCUGCUUUCAGGGAACGAACGCCGCCUGCAUCAUUCUGGAUAUUCAACGGGGAAACGGGGAACUCGCUGAACAUUGAGGCUCUUGGAUGUUCCGAGCAGUUGCAAACGGAAGAUAAGAAGUGGUCGACGAGGAGGGUCUUUGGUCUCUAG
Messenger RNA from Coprinopsis cinerea okayama7#130, 435 nucleotides. RefSeq lists its product as hypothetical. The record is from RefSeq and is a predicted model, not a curated record. Bases 1 to 435 code for a protein of 144 amino acids. The transcript is spliced from 4 exons. NCBI's taxonomy places the organism in Eukaryota, Fungi, Basidiomycota, Agaricomycetes, Agaricales, Psathyrellaceae.